GGAGGACCGGGGACUAGAGGACCGGGGAUAUUCACUGACAGCAGCAGUUACGUUCAGAUUAACAGAACUGGGUGAUUUUCGAUGAGUGGCUGGACAAUAUUUAAUAAGAAACCGCGUAGUCGGCUACGGUUCAUGACCAUCCUUAGGUUUUCCUCUGAGCUCUCUAGUCGCGCACACGAAUACUGGAUAUAAUUGUGGAACCACUACGGUGGUGACCAUCCCUUUAAGAGCGGCUCCUGUAAUAAAGGUGGUUGACCAUCCCUUUAAGAGCUGUGUGUGCAGUGUGGAUAUAGUGUGAACCUGCCCGGAGAGCUGGAUUGUGGAGCAGCGAGUGUGUCUCUGCCUGGCUCACUCCUCUCACACACACCUUGCCGCAAGCCUGGACAGAGGGACACAGAGACAGCAGCUACCCACUGAGCCUCUCUCCUCCCUGGGCUGUGAGGCCGGACCUCAACCCCCUCCCCCUAGCUGAGGACCAGGAGACCCACCUCUAGAGACCCACAGCAGACCUCAGAGCAAUGUGACCGCUGACUGAACCAAGCCAGGACCAAACAGGCUGUUAUGGAUCUGAGAAGAAGAAGGAACAGAAGAAACAGCACGCUGUGAAACCCUGCUGGUCCAGUCACAAUGGUCCCAGUUCUGUUUUUGGUGGCAAUCACGUUAUCAACCAAUGACACUUCCAAUGAAGACCAGACAGGAGAAGACACAAAGUCCCAGAGUUCCCACAUCCUGCCUACCGUGCUGGUCUUCUCCGUGCUGCUUGUCAUCAGCAUUCUGCUGGCCUGGUACUUCCUCAGGAUAAGGAACCAGAGAAAGGAGGUCGUCACAGCAGUCGACAAGAAAAUACCGAAUGGAAUCCUGGAAGAACAAGGGGACACCGUUGACAUCAUAGACAUCUCGGAGGCGUUAAACACCCCCUCAUCAUCAGAGCAACAGACAGUGGUGCUGCUUCCCAGAUCCCCCUCUGCCUCUAAAACCUACUUCCCCAUCCCAGUCGACUGCCUGGAGGAGGAGACCAGGAUACGAUCAGCUGACGAUGGCAAACUGUUCAGAGAGGAGUUCAAUUCGUUGCCAUCUGGAUAUACCCAGGGGACAUGCCAGGAGGCCAACAAAGAAGACAACAGAGAAAAGAACAGAUAUCCCAACAUCCUUCCAUAUGACCACUCCAGGGUGGUGUUAACACAGCUAGAAGGAAACCUCUGUUCAGACUACAUCAACGCUUCCUAUAUCCAUGGCUACACGGACAAUAACAAAUUUAUCGCAGCACAAGGUCCUAAACAAGACACGGUAGCAGACUUCUGGAGGAUGAUAUGGGAACAGAAGACGGCAACUGUUGUCAUGCUGACCAACCUGAAAGAGAGGAAAGAGGACAAGUGUUACCAGUACUGGCCAGACCAGGGCUGUUGGACCUAUGGUAAUGUCCGGGUGGCUGUGGAAGACUGCACUGUGCUGGUGGACUACACCAUACGGAAGUUCUGCAUACAAUAUCAGGCCAGCGACGGCACCAAGCCCUCCAGGCUGGUCACCCAGCUCCACUUCACCAGCUGGCCUGAUUUUGGGGUGCCCUUUUCCCCCAUCGGCAUGCUCAAGUUCCUCAAAAAAGUCAAGACGGUCAACUCCUCCUUCGCUGGGCCCAUCGUGGUUCACUGCAGCGCUGGUGUGGGAAGGACAGGGACCUUCAUUGUGAUUGACGGCGUGAUUGACAUGAUGCACCAAGAGCAGAAGAUUGACGUCUUUGGUUUUGUGUCCAAGAUAAGAGACCAGCGCUCGCAGCUUGUACAGACAGACAUUCAGUACUCAUUCAUCUACCAGGCCCUGUUGGAAUACUACCUCUACGGAGACACAGAACUGGACGUGUCAUCUCUGGAAGGACACCUGCACAAACUCCACAACACCCACGCCCCCUUCGACAGGGUCGGCCUGGAGGAAGAGUUCAAAAAACUGACCAACAUGCGGAUAAUGAAGGAGAACAUGAGGAUGGGAAAUCUCCCUGCCAACAUGAAGAAGAACAGAGUGCUUCAGAUUAUUCCAUAUGACUUCAACAGAGUGAUUAUGUCCAUGAGAAGGGGCCAAGAGUUUACUGACUACAUCAAUGCGUCAUUUAUAGAUGGCUACAGGCAGAAGGACUACUUCAUAGCGACCCAGGGUCCUUUAUCUCACACGGUAGAGGACUACUGGAGGAUGGCGUGGGAGUGGAAGUGUCACUCCAUCGUCAUGCUGACUGAACUACAGGAGAGGGAGCAGGACAAGUGUUUCCAGUACUGGUCCACAGAGGACUCAGUGACCUAUGGAGACUACACUGUAGAGAUGAAGGGAUCCACUGUGUGUGACAGCUUCAGUGUACGGGAUCUGGUACUCACCUACGGCCCAGAUAAGCAGACACGUCUGGUCCGCCACUUCCAUUUUCACGGCUGGCCAGAGAUCGGGAUCCCAGCCGAAGGGAAAGGAAUGAUCGACAUCAUCGCCUCGGUGCAGAGACAGCAACAGCAGUCAGGAAACCAUCCCAUCAUCGUACACUGCAGUGCUGGUGCAGGGCGAACAGGUACGUUCAUUGCACUGAGCAAUAUCCUGGAGCGGGUCAAGGCUGAGGGCCUACUGGACGUCUUCCAGACUGUGAAGAGUUUACGGAUGCAGAGGCCACAUAUGGUCCAGACCGUGGAACAAUACGACUUCUGCUACCGCGUGGUACAAGACUUUGUGGACAUUUUCUCAGACUAUGCCAAUUUUAAAUGAUGAAAUAUUUGCCUUACAAACAUUUUUUUUUUUGUUCAAAUGUUUUUUUUUUUUUUUUUAAUACCAGUUGGUCAGGCUUUGUGUUUUAGAAGGAUUAAAUGUUUUUCUAUUUUGCUAUGCACUUGUCCUUACUGUAACUAAAAACUCCAUCCCUCGCUGUAAUAUACUGUACGUCAACGGACAAAGAUUUGUAAAUGCCAAAAUGUAAGAUUAAUAAUGUAUAUUUCACAUCAUGUAUAAUAAUUAUUUUGUAAUGAAAUUCAAGUGGUUUUUUUUUGUGUGUUUUUUAUUUUUUAAACCUUGAGUCUCUUUAUUCACAUGUUUUAGUUGUUGUAUGAUACUGUACUUUUGUUAAACAUCUUGUUUAUUCAGACUGAGUGUUUAUUUUGACCGUCCUUGUUUCCUUUUGAAAAGAGGCGCCAUUGUAAAUUGUUUACGUAUCGAUAGCAGACCUUCCAUUUAAUUGCAUUCUAACAACGUUAUGUGAAUAUUAAUUAGUAAGAUAUUCUGACAUGCCUUCUAUCUGUGACUAGAGGUGAUAUCUCAUCUAUCUUUUAUUGAAUUGGAAAUAACCUUUUUAUUUAAAACAAAAUAUAUAUAUAUAUUAAGGUCUUUACAAUGCAAGUUUUUUCAGGCACAAUAUCAAGAACACAGAAAGAAAAAAAUAUGCAAAGUAUUGAAUAUCAAGUUACGCCAUUAUUAUUAUUAUUAUUAUUAUUAUUGUCAAGGAUAAUAGUUUAAAACAACAUAUUAAGGAAUUGUAAGAAUUAGUUUCCUGAUGGAAGUAGUAGCCUACUUCAGAACAGAAAAUCAACGUGCAACUACACAUAUAAUAACAAGGUACCAGUAGUAGUACUAAUCAGUAGUGCUAAUCAGUAGUACUAAUCAAAUCCGUAGUACUAAUACAAACAUACUGCAGUUUUUUUUUUAUCCACGGCACAUACUCUGAAGCACAUGUACAUCACCCAGCAUACCACCAAGGAAUAGCACAGAUACAUUCUGACAAAUAUGUUAAAACUGAAAAGUUACAGUCAUCAUCAUGUAUAUUCAUGUGUAUUGCUUUAAUAGCAGUUUGGAUACAUUCGUUUUUUGUUAAAUGUAUGCAUUCUUGAACUGUCCAUAUGGUUUAGACGUGACGCGUAUUAUUUGACCUAGGAAGGUGUCUGCUGUUGCAGUUGCCAAUAAUGACUAUAAGAAUAAAAAUAAAAAACAAGUCGUUCUGAUCUGACGCAACACUCAGUGUGACCUGUAAAAUUAAAAGAUCUUUAACUUAAAGGGCAUCGAAAUGAACUCGACACAAUAUAUAUGCAUUUUUUUUUUUUAAAAGCACAAAAGAUGGGCGUAUUUCAUUUACAAUAACGAUCCUCCAUCUGUUCAUAAUAUAUCCAUGUAAAUGCCAUACUUUAGUAUUUAGACCUCAGUGCCGUUAUAGUAUACCGGCUACCACCAAUCUCAUGAAACACACAAAUCCUCAUUACGGCCUUACACCAUUUGCAUUGUUGUGAAAGAUUAGGUCAGGGGUCAACCAAAACCAUUACCUCAUGAACUCCAGCAGUGCUUCAAUGCCAGUUUUAUAAGGGCGCCCUUGUAUAGGAAUCUGAAAUAAGUCCAGCUGAAUGCCCAAGGGCCCAGAAGCCCCACAUUUACACACCCCUCUAUUUCUAUAUGACAUGUUGAUUACAACGGGAGGAUGAACUUUAACCCCGUCAGAUACACACUGAACAAGGAUGUUUAAUAGUUGGGAACAUGGAAUUGUUGGAUGCUUUGUCAGAUGUGAGUUGUUGUUCCGGAGGGAUGGUCUAACUUAACCUCAUAUCUCUCUCUCUCUCUCUCUCCCUCUCUCUCCCUUUACUCUCUCUCUCUCUCUCUCUCUCCCUUUACUCUCUCUCUCCCUUUACUCUCUCUCUCUCUCUCUCCCUUUACUCUCUCUCUCUCUCUCUCUCUCUCUCUCUCUCUCUCACUCUCUCGGGCUAUUUUUGAUCUGUUCUUUGAUGAAGAUGAAAGAGGGUGUUUUCAGGUCACGCCUCUUCAUCUUUAGUUUUCUGCUUUUCAUUGUCGCCCUCUCUUGGAUUCUCAAUGUCUUUUAAAUGCCAGGUUGCAACAUUAAAUUCAUUGAAAAACCUA
This is a messenger RNA of Oncorhynchus nerka (sockeye salmon), 4857 nucleotides long. Its product is annotated as receptor-type tyrosine-protein phosphatase epsilon-like. Gene Ontology annotation, biological process: protein dephosphorylation. Gene Ontology annotation, molecular function: protein tyrosine phosphatase activity. The coding region runs from base 628 to 2733 and encodes 701 amino acids. The record is from RefSeq and is a predicted model, not a curated record. NCBI's taxonomy places the organism in Eukaryota, Metazoa, Chordata, Actinopteri, Salmoniformes, Salmonidae. The transcript has 22 exons.